ACGCCAGUUUGGGACAGAGCCUGGGCAGCCGCGCGCGCGCCACAGCUCGCAGCACGCAUUCGAACGACGCCGCGGCGACGUCUGGUUACUGCCGAAGCAUUGAGGCAGCACGCACGCGCGAGUAAGGUGCUGCUGUGCAAAGGGCAGUGGGGCAGCACAGUAGCACAGCCAGCAAAAAACCGGGACAGCCAGCCAAAAACAAGCAAUGGGCGCCGGCGCCUCGUCGCAGUACCGCGCGGGCGACGCGAACCACCGGCCGCCGUCCUUCGCCGAGGCGGUGGCGACGAAGCGUCGAACGACCCCGAACAUCAACGUGGUCGUCGACGGCAUGAACGUGGCCCUGGCGAACGUUCCCGACUACGAGAAGGAUCCUGCAACGAGGCGCCAGUGCGCCCUCGAAGGCUUGCGGCUCUGCGUCGAGUUCUUGAUCGAGGCCGACGUCGCCUUCAAGAUCUUCGCGCCGCGGGGCUGGGUCGACGACCACCCCGAGACGGAGCCCCUGCAGCGCUCUAAAUUGCUGUUCGCCACACCGGGCGGCGCGGACGACCGGUUUCUGUUGAGGCACGCGGAAGCGCACGGCUCCUUCGUCGUCUCGAACGAUAGAUUUAUGGACCACGCGCGAGAUAGAGGCUACGCGCAGCGGUGGUUGGACUAUAGACGGGUGCCGUUCAUGUUCGACCCGUCCUUCGCGCCGGACCCGGACGCCGUCGCGCGCAUCCGAAUCGCGGCCGACGGCCGCGCGCCGGCCUGGGCGGCGGGGCCCGGCUGCGAGGACAUGGUCGACUCGUCGCCGGAGGUCGAGCGGCAUCGACCUCGCAGCCGGCCGCACUCGCCGGAGCGGUCGCCGCCGUCGCCCGUCUUUUCGCCGCACUCGCCGGACGCGUUCAGCCCGAAUCGCCGGUCCGAAGCCUUGGAACGCCUCGCCGCGAUCAACGACGCGACGGCGGCGCGCGUCGAGGCCGCCGCAGACAUCGUCUUGGGACCGGCGGGCCCGGCGAAGCUGGAUGACACUACCGAAUGCCUCGCGGUGCCGCGGGCCGCCGUCGGGCGCGUCAUCGGCAAGCGCGGCGCCACGAUCAAGGGCAUCGAGCGGGACUCGGGAUGUAGGGUGAGGGUGGUCGACGGCGACGACGACGGCGACGACGCCGAGGUGCGCGUGUCGCACCCGGACGAGGCGCGGCGCGCGGCGGCCCUGGACGCCGUGCUGGCCAUCGUCGAGCGCGACCAGUACCGGCCGCCGCCGUCGCGCGGGAACACGGCCGACCGGGGCCGGCGGGACGAGUUUUAGUUGAGUCCUAUAAAGAUAUCAG
This is a messenger RNA of Pelagomonas calceolata, 1310 nucleotides long. NCBI's taxonomy places the organism in Eukaryota, Pelagophyceae, Pelagomonadales, Pelagomonadaceae. The record is from the annotation of a GenBank genome assembly.